AUGACGUCCAACUCAUCCACUCACCGCAGCUCCAGUGCCGCGGUCGCCGGCGGAGACAUCGGCAAGACACCAACUUCAACGCUAGACUCUGCUCGCCCUUCGGACCGAGAUUCCAGCCUAACGCGUGGCCAGGACUACGCUAGACUCGAUGAUCGAGACAUUCAUGAUGAGCAGGCUGAGAACACUGCAGACCAGCACAAUGCUUCCGCCGCGGUCCUCGCUCGUGACUAUGCGAGCACAACGUCAGACGUAGAGCAGUCCGACCCGGCGAGAUCAAGAUCGAGACCCUGCAUGGGUCCAGCCGACACCCUCCCUUCUUCCGGCGUCCGCCAGUUGGCAGCCUCGUCUCUCGCCCCGACAGCGCACGUUUCGCAGCCUUCAUCUUCUUCUGGCCCUUCCAACUCCGCUGCACGUCAAAGAUCCGGUGACGACGUCGCCGCCGUAGCCGAACCCGCGAAUCCAUCUGGCGCGCAAGAUCCUUCCAGUCGCUCGUCACGUUUGACCUCGCGGACGGAUGACUCCCAUCUCGGUCGCUCCGAGUCUUCAUCUCCAUCACAUACGCAGCAGGCUCCACCACGCAGGCCGUCGGAAGCUUCCACAAUCGCAUUUCCAACACAGUCCUCCCAAGCAACUGGUUCAAAGCAGGCCAAGUCCACAGCUGACGACUCAGACGAAGACGAAGUAGGCGCUGCAGGUCAAUAUAACGACGACGAUCCGGGAUCUCUCUCGGCAAGCUUCCUCUCCCAGCUCGACCAGCACGCCAGAACACCAACAGCCCGCUACUCCUUCGACGACCAUCAGGACUACUUCCAUCGACUCGAGUGGGAAGCCCUUGUUGAAAAGGAACGGCGCUCUCCGUCUCCGCCUCUCCUGACGCCGGCCAUCGACAUGACCUCGCGUACCGACCAACAGACAGCAGCAGCUCCUGCUGCUAGCUCGUCGCCCUCCGCCGAACGCUCAUCGUCAUCCUCGGCUUCGACCAUGCUCGACAAUCAGUCUCAGGGCUCUCGCGCAGAUGCUUCGUCAUCGUCGGACUCUGACAGAGCCAAAAAGAGGCCCACGCCAAGGAAGCGCUCCAACUCGGCAGACGGCGUCGUCUCCUAUGGCAACUUCCGCAAUGGUCGCUAUACUGCCCGCCCUCGUCAUGCGCAUCCUGGCCCACCUCCGGCAGCCAACCUUAUGCUCAACAUGCGCAGCCCUCAGCCAUGGAAUAACAAUGGACCCCGACCCGGCUCUUCUGACGGACGACCACGCUCCAACAGUCGUAGCAACGACCCAGUAGGCUGGGCUCAGCGAGGCAAUUACAGCGUCUUUGCCGACGCUGGAAUCCCAGGCACCAGCUUCCCGCACCCUGGCGUAUUGGCGCCCAGCGCUGGUCAAGGGCCCAGCGACGCGAACCCGUCAGCAGAUCCGAGACUGGCAGGAGGUGACUUCGUCAACACAGUACAGCCAUGGGACUCGCCACGCGCCCGGCGCUCGUCGCCGCUCUCGCCUGGACCGGAAGCAGCGAGACGAACGAGGCUAUCUGGAGGUCGAGCUGGCGCCGCCGCUGUGCCUCAGCCAGUUGCCGGAACCGCUCUCGCAAGAGUCUCGACGAGUCAAUCCGUCGAUGCUGCAGACCUGCCUAGCGUUGCUUUGCAGCGACAGCGCAUGCAACCCUCCACACAGGAAGAUGCUGAACGUCACUCGCUUGAGCAGGGCUCCGUUGCUGAAGACGACGAUGACACCGCCAGGAGCGUCCGCCACAAUGGAGACGAAGACGAUGACGACGACGAAGGCAAGGAUAAGGAAUCCAAGAAAAAGCCUCCCCUCAAGCAGCGGGCAAAGGCUGCCAUCGCCAACAUUCGUCUCUCCUCCAACUACUUUGCCCUUUACAAAGCUACCGACCGCACGGACAUCACGCUCCUCGUCAUCGGCAUCAUCGCAGCCAUUGGAUCCGGUGUACCCCUUCCCCUCAUCGGUAUCCUCUUCGGUCAGCUCAUCGACGGCUUCAACUCCUCCGGCUGCAGCGGCAGCAGCGGUCCUACCGACCGAGGCGCCUUCAUCGCUUCCGUCGACGACAAGGUUGAGAAGAUUGCCAUCAUCGCCGCGGUUAACUUCUUCCUCAUCUGGACCUACACCACCUGCUGGUCCAAUCUCGGCGAGCGACUCGUCCGCAAGAUGCGCCAACGCUACCUCCGCGCCGUGCUCCGCCAAGACAUGGCCUUCUUCGACAAGCUGCAGCCGGGUGAGGUCGGAACACGUCUCUCGGCGGAUCUGCUUACCGUCCAAAACGGCACGAGCGAGAAGAUGGGCAUUCUCAUCUCGAGUCUCUCCUACUUCGUGACCAGCUAUAUUGUCGCCUUCAUCAAGCUGCCCAAGCUCGCGGGGCAGCUGGUGUCGUUGCUGCCUGCAUUCGCGAUCGUCAGUGUCUUCGGCUCGAGGUUCGUGUCCAAAGCGCAGAAGAACACCUCGACGCACCUAUCGCAUGCAUCGAGUCUGGCUGCGGAGGCGUUGAACAACCUGCCGGUGGUUCAGGCUUUCGGUUCGCAGCCAAGACUGUCAAACAUCUAUCAGAGCCAUCUGGAGCUGGCUAGGAAGCAGGGAACGCUCAAAGCGCUCGCGGCAGCCUGUGUGCUGGGAAGCUUGUUCUUCGUCGGAUACUCGGCCAACGCACUAGCUUUCUUCUCAGGCUCGAACCUGAUCGCUGCGUCGGGCAACCCAAGCACGGUAGGAUCGGUAUACACCGUCAUCUUCUUGCUGCUGGAUGCGUCGUUCAUCGUGGGUCAGAUUGCUCCGUACCUGCAAACUUUCUCGGCUGCCAGUGGUGCCGGUCAGGCCCUCCGCGAGACGAUCAACCAAGCCUCUCCUAUCGAUGGCACAGACACUACCAAGGGCAUGACGCCUCAGCCAGGCGACGUCAAGGAGAUCGGCAUCGAGCUGUCUGACGUUCAGUUCACCUACCCCGCGCGACCGGACGAGAAGGCUCUCGCCGGUCUCAGCAUCUCUGUCCCCGCUGGGCACCGCGUUGCGCUCGUUGGUCUGUCCGGCUCAGGCAAAUCGACCGUAGCAGCUCUCCUGCAGCGUUUCUACGACCCCACCUCUGGCAAAGUCACCCUGAACGGCACCGACCUACGCGACUACAACGUGCGCUGGCUUCGCUCGCAGAUCGGCGUCGUCGGCCAGGAACCUGUGCUGUUCGACUGCUCAAUCAUGCAGUCCAUCGCGCACGGUCUCGUUGGAUCUCCUGCACACGCCCAUCUCCACGCCACCGUUAUCGCCUACUCGCAGGUUGGUCAAGAGAAGGAGGGCACUGAGCUGGAACAGGUGCUCACGACGCCGGAACAGAUGGAGCAGCUCGAGGAGAUCAAGGAGCUCUGCACGCGGGCGGCCAAGCUUGCUGGCGCCCACGGGUUCAUCGAGAAGCUGCCUCAGGGGUACGAUAGCCAAGUCGGCGAGUCGGGCGGCAAGCUGAGCGGUGGUCAGAAGCAGAGGAUCUCGAUUGCGAGGGCGAUCGUCAAGCAGCCCAAGCUGCUGAUCUUGGACGAGGCGACCGCGGCACUGGACUCGCACUCUGAGCACGCGGUAUCGAAGGCGCUGGAUAGCAUCUCGGAGGGCGUAACGACCAUCGCGAUCGCACAUCGCCUGGCUACGAUUCGGAACUACGAUCAGAUCGUGGUCAUGGGCGCGGGCAAGGUGCUGGAGAAGGGCACACACAAGGAGUUGCUCGCGGAGAGGGGCUACUAUUACAAGCUAGCCGCUGCGCAGGACACUGGUGCUUCGCCAUCUGCUGACGACGAAACAACCAGCAGCGAUGACGACGAGGACGAAGAGUUCUCGGAAGGCGAAGAUGAACCCGCGGAGCGCCAAGACCAGAAGGACCCUGCGCGGCAAAGAGGCCGCCGCACGAUGGACGAUGUCGCCGAAGGCGAUGAGGUGGAAGACGCCGUAGCCACGCCCAGCAACGACAGUGACGAGGCCUCGCCUUCGCGCGACUCGAAUCAGUCUACACUGAACCGCACCAGCAGCGAUGACGCUACCAAUGGCAAACUCCGCAAGCUCGACGACAACAACGAGCUGACCGAGAAGGAGGCCACCGAGGCGCAGCUCGAAGAAGUCGCGGGUCGCUACCCUCCACGCGUGAUCCUCAAGCGCGUGCUCUGGAUGCUCCGUCGCGAAUGGCCCUACAUCCUGCUCGGACUCUUCACGAGCGCCAUCAUGGGCGGCUCGUACUCCGGCGAAGCCGUUCUCUUCGGUCACGUCAUCGAGGCGCUCAACCCGCAGUGUCGCGGUGCCGACGGCGUCCGCGCCGCAGGUCGCGAGUUUGGUCUCUACUUCUUCAUCCUCGCGCUCAUCCAAUUCUUCGCCUACACGAUCAACGGCCUUGUCUGGGGCCUCGUCGCCGAGCGUCUCCUCUUCCGUCUCCGCCGCGUCUCGUUCAACACCAUGAUGGAUCAGCGUCUAACAUGGUACGAGGCGCAAGACCAGAAUCCCGCCUCCAUGAUCGCCUCGCUCUCCAACGACGCGAACAAUCUCGGUGGCGUCACGGGCACGGUGAUCGGGACGAUCUUCUGCAUCUUUGUCAACCUCAUCGCGGGGAUCUCGGUGAGUCUGGCGAUUGCGUGGCGGAUCGCGAUCGUCAUCCUCGCCCUCGUACCCAUCAUCCUGGCUGCAGGGUAUAUGAGGUUGAAGGUGCUAGCAGACUUUCAGAAACGCCACGAGACGGCGUAUGUCAAAUCCAACUCGCUCGCCAUCGAGGCGGUGCAGUGCAUCAAGACGGUCGCCUCGCUCGGUCGCGAAGAGGAUGUGAUGCGCAAGUUCGAACGCUCGCUCGAAAAGCCCUAUCGGGAGAGCAUGCGUCAUUUCCUCUUUGGAAACGUGUUCUUGGCGCUGGCGCUGAGCAUCAGCUACUUUAUCUAUGCGUUUGCGUAUUGGUGGGGCAGUCAGAACAUCGCUGAUGGACGGUAUAGCCAGACGGCGUUCUUCAUUGUGCUGCCCGCACUGCUGUUCAGCGCCCAGGCGAGCGGGCAGUUGUUGGCGUUCGCACCGGAUUUCAGCAAGGCCCAUGUGAGCGCGGCCAACUUCUUCCGCCUGAUGGAUCAGAGGCCGGCGGCGGUGGAGAGGAAGAAGCUGCUCAAGCAGGAGAGGAAGGAAGCCAAAGCCUCCCGUGGCAAGAAACCCUUCCUCCGCCGGGAGAAGCCCGCCCCAUCUUCCGCUGCCGAAGAAGACGUCGAGGAAGGCGAUAACGCCUCCGCCGACGCAAUCGAGAAAGCCCGCCCAUCCACUGUAACCUUCGACGGGGUCAACUUCACCUACCCGACGCGCUCCGAUCCCGCGCUGAAGGAUGUCUCGCUCACCAUCCCGGGCGGGUGCUUCGCGGCAUUCGUCGGCCAGUCCGGCUCAGGAAAGACGACCGCCAUGUCGCUCAUCGAGAACUUCUACACUCCUUCCUCCGGCAGUGUCACGGUGGACGGUCUUCGCACCGACCGCACCUCCGACCAAGUGCUGCGUCGUGAUAUCGCCAUUGUGCCGCAGGAACCUGUGAUCUUCUACGGCACGGUGCGGUUCAAUGUUCUUCUCGGCCUUCGACCUGAUCUUCCCUCCAAACGAAGGCGUGACCUGUCGGAGCUGGAGCAGGAAGCUCGAGAAGAAGAAGAAGCGUUGCUCGCACCCUACAAAGAGGACCUAGCAUGGCAGAACGACGUCCCCGACUCGCUGGUGGAAGACGCUUGCCGUCAAGCAGGCAUCCACGAUACGAUCAUCGGGUUCAAAAAGGGCUACGACACGUUGAUCUCGUCCUCGCAGCUGAGCGGGGGGCAGAAGCAACGUCUGUCCAUCGCCCGUGCGCUCAUCCGCAAACCCAGGCUACUGUUGUUGGACGAAAGCACGAGUGCAUUGGACAGCCAGUCUGAACAGGCGUUCCAAAAGACCCUCGCCGACAUCCGCGAGAGAGGCGAGUGCACGAUUCUGGCCAUCGCCCACAGGAUGAGGACGAUCAAGGAUGCUGAUCUGAUCUUUCUGUUCGAGGGAGGAGAGUUGGAGGCUCAGGGUGGAUAUGCAGAACUCAUGAAGAAGAGCGACAAGUUCAAGGCUAUGGUCAGUUAUCAGAGUCUCAACUAG
Messenger RNA from Kalmanozyma brasiliensis GHG001, 6099 nucleotides. Its product is annotated as ABC transporter, transmembrane domain protein. Gene Ontology annotation, molecular function: ABC-type transporter activity; ATP binding; ATP hydrolysis activity. Lineage: Eukaryota; Fungi; Basidiomycota; Ustilaginomycetes; Ustilaginales. The record is from RefSeq and is a predicted model, not a curated record. Gene Ontology annotation, cellular component: membrane. The coding region runs from base 1 to 6099 and encodes 2032 amino acids. Gene Ontology annotation, biological process: transmembrane transport. The transcript has a single exon.